Molecule: messenger RNA, 4312 nt
Organism: Owenia fusiformis
Lineage: Eukaryota; Metazoa; Annelida; Polychaeta; Sabellida; Oweniidae
Source: the annotation of a GenBank genome assembly
ACUGGUGUAACAUUAGAUAAUAUUCUUGAAGCCAUGAUUUAACAAAUUAAUAUCAAGAUACAAAAUAAUCUCUAGCUCAGUUUACAGGAAUCGCAAGUGGAAGCUGUCAAAUAUGUUCUCAUUAUUCUAGUAGUUUUAACCCUCAAAAUGAGCAAGAAUAACCCCGAAGACGAAUUAACUGAUGUAACUAACAAGAAAGCCGAAAUUGAUAGUAAUGCAGAAUCGCCAAGCAAGAAGACACCAAAAAGAAAUGCAGUGGAACCAAUGGACCCUGCUACAGUUGAAGAGGAAAAAACAUCACUACUGGACCAAAAAUCUGAGGACAAUAAACAUCAUGGGACCAUAGAUAUGGCCCAGAAUGGGGGACCCAUAAUGGGAAAUUCUCCCAGCUUUGACAUUAACAAAUAUGUUAAAGAUGAUAUUAAAUAUAUUGAUGAUGACACUGCUGAUAAAGAAUCAAAAAAUGAACAUGAAAAAAUUGCUGAACUUAAUGAGAAUGGAGCUGCAAUAGAUAAAACGGAUGAAAAUAAAAAUGUGCCUAACUCAAAUACUAAGUCUAAAGAUACUGUAGAUGCAGUAGUGUCUUUAGAUGAUGCUGGCUUUAAGACAAAUAAACGUCAACCGAGUGACGGAGAAUCGGGAACAGGAAGUGGGAUUGAUGUUACUGACUGGGACAAACUCAGCCAAUAUUCUUUAUUCAUGGCCAAAAGAGAUUUUAGAUAUUAUUUUCAACAUCCAUACAGCCGUAUUUUUGUAGCGUACCUUGUGACUUUUUGUAACUUUUUGAUCUAUGCUGAGGAUCCAGUCGCUCACAGCGUGAAGGAGUGUUACAUACCAGUGGUGGGAAACGUUGCCAGUUUUGUCAUCAGUAAAUAUCCGCCCAACGCUUGGAGUGUCUUAAAGGUCUUCUUGUGGCUCGCAGCAAUAAUAUGCGGAAUAUUUUUUGGAAAGUUUGUCGUCCACAAAAUUCUUUUUAGAAAACUUUUCCGUCUUCGAAUGUUCCAAGAAGAUCAAGGAUCAUGGAUGGUGAUGUUUUUCACAACCAUCAUGUUUUUAUACAUAUUUUCCUGGAUUUACAACGCCUUUCUCCUGAUUGGUGGAGAAUCAACGACACAAUACGCCAUAAGUGACUUACUGGGACUGAAGAAUUCUUGGUUUAUGAAAGCAGCUGCCUGUGGAACUUGGUGUGGAGACUUCUUCACAGCAUGGAUGGUGACGGAUAUAAUGCUGCAAGAAAAACUUUACCCCCAAUUUGCCAGACCAGUUCGCAGGUGGUGGAACCGUCGCUACAAUCGGAUCAUCAUGUUUUGGGUGUUUGUCGUCAGCCUUACUGUAAUUGUGGUCGUCAUCAUCUCCACGGAUAUCAUCCAAUGGGAUCGCAUCAAUCGUGACUUUGUCCCAUCCAAUGAGAUUUCUAGAUCCAUAUUAGCGUCAUUCAUUCUUCUCAUGGAUUUACUGAUUGUGAUGCAGGAUUGGGAUUUUCCACACUUCAUCAAUAGUUUUGAUAUAAAGCUACCUGGCUUGAAUACUGCGUCCAUCAACUUCAAAAUACCUAAGAUCUUUAACCCAGAAAAGUGGGAAGUCCAUAUAACAGGAAAGUGGUUUAACUAUGGUAUAAUAUUCAUAGUGAUGAUACUAGACUUGAACAUGUGGAAGAACCAGAUCUUCUACGUUCCCUAUGACUAUGGCCAGUACACAGAUGCAGAUUACCGCAUACAUACAGUCCUCGACACGGACCAACUGAUACAGUUCAACCAAACACAAAUCACAUAUGCCUGGCGAUCCAACAACACAAACCCACAGACCAAUAUGACUUACUUAGAUGAAGAUCGAGUCAUGUUCUCCAGGUUUUAUGACUUCAGUUAUUUAAUAACCGGAGUGGCAUUUAUACCCUCUUUUAUAGGUUUUAUUAUAUUUGGAGUUUUAAUUUGGAGAUUUGGACGAGAAAAACCAACAAAGAAAGACCCUUAUGCUGGAAGGAUGAAGAAACGUCCGAAAAGAAAAGGUUCGAGAUUUAAUAUUUUCGGAAGUUGGCGAAAGCAUACUGAAAAUCCUGAGAGCGACUCUGAAAGAAAUGUUCAGUUGAAAAGAAUGAGAAGCAAUGAUGAGGAUAGGGUAAAAGGAACAAAUAAUGUUACAUUUGAUGGCUUUGAUUAUGUAGAUUCUGGCAUAGCAACUGACACAGAUAAAACAAAUCACCCUGCCACCUAUGAAAUGGACUCUGAAUUAAAAUCAUCAGACAAAUCAGGAUCUUCUCAAGACAAUAACAAAGCAGAUAAAAAUCUUGAAAAUGACGUUAAGAAUCCUGAGUUAGAAUCAGAAGAUGACUCACAGCCAGGUGAUGUUAACAGUUCUGAAAGUAAACCUAGUUCGGAAAUGCCCAAAACAUCAAAGACACAAUCAGAAGCAAUGACUCCUAUAGAAAGUACAGAGAAAGAUAUUCAUGAAGGUACUUCAUCACCAGACUAUCUUAAUGGAGACGUAGGUGGGAAGGUUGGUCCUAACUUAGAAGAUGAUAAUAUUGAGCUUGAUAAGGUGAAAACUACAAAACAUGAGUCAAAUAAUCAGAUAAAUGACACUGAAAAUAAGAUUGAUGAGCCUAAUGAUAUUCUUAUAAAUGAUUUAAAAGAUUCUAAUGAUAAACCUACAGAAACCAUUAAAGACUCAGGAAUGAAAGAUAUGGACAAUAGAAAUGUUACAAAACAGGAUGAGACAAAAGAUACAAAUGAUUCGAACAUAAAUGACACAAAUAAAAAGAAUGUAUCUGAAAACCCCAUUAAUGAUCGUGAAUCUACUGAUGAGAAAAAUAUCUAAAACUGACAAAUCUAAAAAAUCUGAUGAGAAUGCAACAUUUAGUGAUAAGACAACUAAAGAAAACUAGAUGAACCAUGUACCAGAAACUAAAAGCUAAAUUAAAAGUGAAACAAUUUUUGAUCUGAUUCUACCUUUUAAUAUUAUAUCAUUGGCUUGUGUAUUGUGAAUACUCUAUAUUUUGUGUUGAAUCACAAAUGAGGCACCUUAUCCGUAGCUUAUGAGGCAAUAUUUCAUGUUAAGUAAAUAGCAUGUGUGACAUUUGUAAAAUGAGGUGUCAAGACUUUCAAUGACUUAAGGAUGCCCAUAUGCCUAUAAAUUAUAAUAACCAGCCAGAUAACCAACAUAGAAGCUUUAUAUAAAAUACAUGUAUAUAAAGGAUGCAUUUGAGGAGUGUAUGGGAAUAUUAUUAUAUGACUUGAUCACUCAAAUAAAAAUCAAGAUACAAGGGCUAAGGAAAAUAAACUAUAUGUUUAACAUAUCCUGUCACAUCAUUUAAACAGUAUAAAAAUUAAUAUGAGAGGCUCCACGCCGCCUUGGUAAAAAAAAAUUGUGACAUUUAUUUUGAUAGGAACAUUAUAUGCACUUUUUUACAUAACAGUCCAAUUUUGGGGAAAAUGAAUGAUGCAACCUCACUCUUCUACGAGAACAAUGUGAGGCUAAACCAAGAAUUUAAUACUCUGGCCUAGUAAUAUUCCACCUUCAUGGCUUUCUUAAGACACUCACUGUGUAUAUUUUUGUAAGAACAUUCUUUAUUUUAACAAGAUCUAUUGCCAAAUCAUACUGCAUUUAGUUCAUUGCAAACCUUCCGAAACAAGAUAUUGCCAGAAUUAUACUCCGAGGAGGUGAUUUCCCAGAGUUCAUAGAUGUCACUGUCUUGCAAGGAUCUCCUACUUUAAAAACUGGAGCCCUUUGCUAUCAAAAUUGAUGUUGGAAAAUUGAUAUUGUUUGGCGAUUAUUCAUGAUAAAGUUAGUGCAAUAAUAUCACUAUAAAUAUAGAUUAGCAUUGAAAAUCUUAUUUAGAAUAAAUUAUGACUUCGCUAGCCUAAGUUCACGACCACUUUGUAAAUAUUUUUUAAGCUGAGCAAAAAAUUGUUAGCAAUUGAAAAUAGUUUAUGAUAAUAUUUUUAUGUCAUGGGUGUGGCUAGAGACGAGGAAAAGAGGUAUUGUUGACUAAUGUUCUAAAACAUUUUUAAAAACAGUUUACAUAAAAUUAAUAUUAUUAAUAUUUGUUUAAUGAUCAUAUGUAUACCUAGAGACACCUUUCCAUAGUAUUGCCUUUAGCUCAAAAACCUCGCUCUUUUAGAUUUUGGCUGCACCCCUGUCAAUGUUGAUAUUAAUAUGUAUAUUAUACAGGUACAAACUGCAUGUUAAAAUGAUGUGUGAUAUUAUUACCAAAUGAUAUAGUCUAUAUAUAGUUUUGUAUGUACAAUGAUUGUAUUGGGUAAAUGUUACCAUGGCAUAGUGUAUAUUAUAUAUAUUUAAAUAUAUGUAGUGUAAA